Messenger RNA from Solanum dulcamara, 1664 nucleotides. RefSeq lists its product as uncharacterized. Gene Ontology annotation, cellular component: Golgi apparatus. The coding region runs from base 294 to 1334 and encodes 346 amino acids. Gene Ontology annotation, molecular function: UDP-xylose transmembrane transporter activity; antiporter activity. The record is from RefSeq and is a predicted model, not a curated record. The transcript is spliced from 7 exons. NCBI's taxonomy places the organism in Eukaryota, Viridiplantae, Streptophyta, Magnoliopsida, Solanales, Solanaceae.
AACUGUUUUCAAUUAAUGUGAUGUUCAACUGUGUGUCUGUCGGUGCAUUCCCGUGAUUUUCUCUGACAAUCCAUUGCACAUCCCCACAAUACUAUAGUCUUGGUCAGUUGUACCUAAAGCUUUAACUCAAAUCACUUCGUUAAACCCGACAAAACCCUCUUUCCUUAAAAAUAUUGAUUACACUCACUAGUCUCUGAGAUAUCGGCUUUCUUUCUUUCAUUCGAAAAAACAAAUCUUUUAUUUUGGGUGAAUGCUAGCUAGCUGAUACAGAAAUUAGUUAAAUAGAAAGAAAGAUGAUGGGUUUUUUGAUGAGAAAAGAUGUGAGAAAAUUACUCAAGAGGAAGGACAGUGAUGCUGGUGAAAAAGGAAGAGCAUUGGAGGAGGUACGGGCCUCUUUGUUUAGCAAGUUACGAGCAUUUGGAGGUGGAAAGCGUCAACAAACUACCAUAUGGGGGCCUACUGUUGCUUUGACAUUCAAUUUUUUUGUUUCUGUUAGUAUUAUCUUGAUGAACAAAUUGGUUCUUGUUACAGUCGGAUUUAAUUAUCCAAUUUUCCUCUCUUUCCUACAUUAUGUAUGUAGCUGGUUGAUAAUGGCUAUUCUUAAUGCUCUCUCCAUCCUUUCCUUGUCUACGCCAUCAAAAUCAACAAAAUAUUCAUCGUUGUUGUCUCUUGGUAUAGUUAUGUCACUUUCUACUGGGCUCGCAAAUGUGAGUUUGAAGUAUAAUAGUGUAGGAUUUUACCAGAUGGCAAAGAUUGCAGUAACACCAGCUAUCGUUUUAGCUGAAUUUGUUCUCUUUCGGAAGAAAAUUUCUUUCCUGAAGGUACUUGCUCUCGCUGUUGUAUCAGUAGGUGUUGCUGUUGCUACGGUGACAGAUUUGCAGUUUCACUUUUUUGGUGCUUGCAUUGCAGUAGCAUGGAUAGUACCAAGUGCAGUUAAUAAAAUACUAUGGUCCAAUCUCCAGCAGCAGGAGAAUUGGACUGCCCUGGCGCUAAUGUGGAAGACCACACCAAUUACGUUAUUCUUUCUAGUGAUGUUGAUGCCAUCACUUGAUCCUCCCGGUGUCCUUUCAUUUAAUUGGAACUUUUACAACUCAACAAUCAUUGGUGCCUCUGCUGUUCUUGGUUUCUUGCUUCAGUGGUCAGGUGCUCUAGCACUUGGGUAUGCAUUGCUUAGGCAACAUCUGCAACAACUCAUGUCGUACUUGGACAGUUUAAAACGUGUGUUAUUCUACUUGGGGGUUUUCUUCUCUUUGGUUCAAAUCCAGGUCCAACUAGCAUACUGGGAGCAAUUACAGCACUUGUUGGAAUGUCUUUCUACACUUACCUUAACUUGAAGCCGUCAUCGUCCAAACAAUCUCUAUCCAAAUCAAAGCUAGGCAAAGAAAAUGCAGAUGGAAGUCAUGCUGAUGAAUCUGUGUAGUGAACUCUGGACCAACAGACGAGUAAGUUUUGUGAAUGGAGUAGCAAUUCACUAGCCACGUACGACAUUAUUUGGCUAAAGUGUAUUUUUUGUUCCUUUUAUUUGGUAACAAAUGAUAGCUAACAUGAGCAUUUUAUAAAGUUACGUUGUAUAUGCAAAUACAAUGACUUUGGCUAUACAUAAUGUUUGUCAAGAUUGUUAUUAUUAUACGAAAUUGUUAUACGAAAAAUGCAACGGUUAUUCA